AGUGCUUCCGGUACCAGCACACCAGCCGUUACCCUUCUCCAAACGCGCUUCCACCAAGCCAGCAAAACCCCCGCCUACUUCCCCUCGAGGUUCAUCGCGUGUGUCGAGCGUCCCGAGGCCGCUUCCCGUGUGUGCUGCGCAUUUGAGGGCUUCACCAGCCCGCCCGUUGAGAUCUACAUGGGUUGCAACGGUGAGGGCAUGUGGCGCGCAGACCUAGUCAUUCUCGGCUGCAAUCUGCAGAUAUACGCUGAGAUGUUGGGUGAGGAAGGUAUGUGCGAGGCAUUGAAGGGUUAGAUACUGGUGAGUAUUCUUGCUGGGCUUAAGAUUGCUGUGCUCAAGGACGUGGCUCCCGGUAGUACUAGAGUGGUUAGGGCCAUCCCAAAAACUGCUUCAAAGGUAAGAUUGUCACUUGUUACUCUUUAGAGGGGCGUUCGUUUUUGUUUUUUUAUGGGAGGGGCGGGGUAUUGAUGUAGAUAGGUUCGCGAAAGCAUGACUGUAAUUUCAGCGGCAGACGAUAUCCCCUGGACGGAGAAUACUCGGGUUUCCUGAAUAUUCCCACAAAUCGGCCGCUCUUUGGUACCCGGUGAGGAUCAUAUGGAUGCUUUGCAUCACCCUGGAUGGAUCCGGUCCAGGCCUCUGCGCUCCUAUCGUCGAGGCCAGGGCUGAUGGAGGAGUCAUGAUGGGAUUUCCGAGGGCGGAGGCGCAGAUGAUGGCUGCCCAGAGUAAGAUAUUGCGGACCUGUUUCCACGUUUAUUCAUUUGUUCAUUUGUUGAGGUGGUUGGGUAUAUAGGGGUUUACUGUAGUCAUGCAAAGUGCAGGUAGAAUGGUUUUGGCUGGCCAGCCUCCAGCAAUCAUUCGAGAGCAGAUGCCCACUCCACCUAGCUGCACUAUCUAUGGCUUAUCUUGGAAGACGGAAAGGUCCGCUCGGCCAUUGCGAGGACGAUUCAGGAGGCUAUUAAUAUGUCU
Messenger RNA from Tuber aestivum (summer truffle), 966 nucleotides. The record is from the annotation of a GenBank genome assembly. NCBI's taxonomy places the organism in Eukaryota, Fungi, Ascomycota, Pezizomycetes, Pezizales, Tuberaceae.